Messenger RNA from Dermacentor andersoni, 2001 nucleotides. RefSeq names its product solute carrier family 22 member 7-like. NCBI's taxonomy places the organism in Eukaryota, Metazoa, Arthropoda, Arachnida, Ixodida, Ixodidae. Gene Ontology annotation, cellular component: membrane. The record is from RefSeq and is a predicted model, not a curated record. Gene Ontology annotation, biological process: transmembrane transport. Gene Ontology annotation, molecular function: transmembrane transporter activity.
AUGGCCUGGGAGACCGCCCCGGAAGUGGUGAUACCGGAGGCACUGACCGAGUCCGGACCCGUGCUGACCAACUUCCACCGUCCCGAGGACACCAAGGAGGCCGUCGAGAGGGCCCUGUACGCCAUCCUGGGCCACGGUGCCUUUCAGCGACGCAUCAUGGCGUGCAGCCUGCUCUCCAUGGUGGUGCUGCUCUGCCACUCGCUCGCCUACCGCGCCAUCGCCAGCCCCGUCGACCACUGGUGCGCCCGGCCCGCCGCCUUCGACGCCAUGCCCGCGCAGCUCUGGAGGAACGUCGCCAUACCGGUCGAGUCGGAUGGAAGCUUCAGCCAGUGCACCGUCUACGACCCGCCCGUGCCCGCGGACGAUACGCUCAACCACACGCGGCGCGCCGUGCCCUGCGAGAGCUGGGAGUACGCGACGGCCUUCCGCAACCGGAGCAUCGUCAGCGAGUGGGACCUGGUGUGCGAGCGGCGCCGCCUGGUGCAGCUCUCGUCUGCCGCGUACAUGGCCGGCGCCAUGCUGUGCGUGCCCAUCGUGGGCCUGCUCUCGGACCGCGCAGGCCGCAAGCCCGUGAUCACCGGCUCCGUGAGCGCGCUCAUUCUCGCCGCCAUUGUGUGCAGCACGACGCACAGCUUCGUCGUCUUUGUGCUCUCCAGGAUGGUCGUGUCGGCCACGAGCAGCGCUGCCCAGGUUCUGAGCUUCAUCCUCCUGUACGAAGUGACGGGGCCAGACAGGCGAGCCGCGUGCGCGCUGCUGGCCACCGGCACAGGGAUCAUGCUGAUGCCGGUGGUGCUCGAGCUGCUCGCCGCUGCCCAGUUCAGCUGGCCGGCCACCCAGCUUCUGCUCCUGAUGCCCACCGUCUCACUCGUCUACUCCCACUACCUGCUCGAGGAGUCCCCAUCGUGGCUCCUGGCCACGUGGCGACUCAAGCGGGCCGAGGAGGCGCUGCUCGUGGCAGCACGGCGGAACGGCCUCGUGGCCGAGAAGGCGGCUCGCUUCUUCAGGAAGCUCAAGGCCGAGAUGAGACGCCACGCGCACGCCCACCUGGCCGCCUCGGCAGCCGAAGCGAACCAAACUGAUGCCAACAGGACGGCCGGCAGCGACCGCGUGGUGGCUGAGUUUCUGUCCGGCCGGCGGGCCGUGUCCGUAUUCCUGGCGUGGUUCACCGUCAUGUUCUGCUACUACGGCAUCCAGUUGGCGGACCAGGACUCCGAUGGCGGCGUCGACAUCUGGCUACGCUGGGACGACGUGGCCUACGUGGUGACGCUCGCUCCUCUUAUCGCCGGCACCUAUGCAGGCAUGCUACGCUACGGCCAGCGGCGCACCUUCACCAUACUGCUGGCGCUGGUGUUUGAGGCCUCGGCGCUGCUGGUGCUGGUGCCGCUGACGGCGGAGCGCGACUGGCUGCCCUCCGCGCUGGUCAAGGUGAGCGCGCGCGCCGUCACGGCCGCUGCCACGAGCGCCAACUACCUGUACACGGCCGAGGCGUUCCCCACCACAGUGCGCAGCACGGGACUCACGGUGUCGUACGCAUCGGGACGCGUCGGCGCCAUCUUCGCCACGUCCCUCAUGUCGGUGCAGGUGAGGAAGUAUGGAAGCGCGUCGUCGGCUGAAGGGAAUGGCGAGGGGGUCUCGUACACGGUGCCGUUCAUGAACGUCGCCAUGAUGCUCCUGGCGUUCGGCACCGUGGUGGCCGUGCAGACGGCGCCGGAGCCGGCUGCGCAAGCCAGGAAAGGCGGCAACGCACCCGCGACCGGAGCUCCCUCCAGCGGCAGCGCGGCCGUCGAGGGCUCCGAGGCACGGGCUCAGACGACGGAUCGCUUCGCGGCUGCUUGGGACGUGGCGCACGACAGCACGGCGCCGAUGAACAGCACGCUGCCGCGCACUUCUACGCAGCUGCAGCAGAGCGGCUCCAUCGAAGCCAAGGACGACAGCAUCGGUUCAGUCUCGGGUGGCGUGCCGUUCGACGCGAACAUCUGGAAACUGCCGGACGAAUUCUAG